UUUCAAUGACUCAUAAAGAAGAUAUAUUUUUUAUGUAAUUCAAUGACUCAAUUAUUUAUUUUUGUAUAGUCAAUAUUAUUUUCUUGAUUUAAUUAAAAAAUGGGUAUAUUAUGUAGAAAUAAUGUUCGCUUAUAAAUAAUUUUCGAGUAAAUCCAUCUAAAGUAAAAAAAUGAAAUAUUGAUGAGGUCUAGAAAUGUUGUAUACUUGAUCUUUUAAUACUUUUCUAUAAUUUCUAAAAUAAGAUGGCUAAUACUGGUGUUCUUCCAUUCGUGCGUGGAAUAGACUUUAGUAAUAAUGAUUUUGAGACUUCUAAAUUUCCUAUAGCUGUUCAAUCAAUGUCUAGUGUUCAAUGGCUUAACAUUAAUAGAGUCAAGUUGCACGAAAUACCUCCUGAAAUAGGAAAACUUGGAAAAUUAGAACAUUUAUCGAUUGCUCACAAUAAAAUUGAAAAAUUACAUGGAGAACUUACAGAGCUGUGUUCAUUGAGAUCAUUAAUUGCUCGACACAACAAUAUCAAAAGUUCUGGUAUACCAACAGAACUUUUCUGUAAUAAUGAUAAUACAACAGAAUUAACUACUUUGGAUUUAAGUUAUAAUCGUUUAACAAGAAUCCCAGAUGGCUUAGAAUCAUCAUCUUGUUUACUAGUACUUAAUUUGUCACAUAAUAGGAUAACUUCUAUUCCUAAUCAAUUAUUUGUACAUUUAACUGACUUAUUGUCUUUGGAUCUUAGUGAUAACGAGUUACAAACACUACCACCACAAAUGAGAAGAUUGACAAAUUUACAAACAUUGAUAUUAAACAAUAAUCCUUUAGAUCAUUUUCAAUUAAGGCAGUUACCAUCAAUGAAAAAUUUAUCCAUGUUACAUAUGAGAAAUACCCAUAGACACUUAACUAAUAUGCCUCCAAGUCUAGAAACAUUGACUGCUUUAACAGAUUUAGAUUUAAGUUGUAAUCAGUUACCCAAAGUACCUGAUGCUCUUUACACGUUAAUAAAUUUAAAAAGAUUAAAUCUAUCAUCAAAUGUUAUAACAGAAUUAUCAUUAGCAUUAGAAGUAUGGCAUGAACUUGAAGUUCUUCAACUUUCUGACAAUAAUUUAACUUCACUACCAUCAUCUCUUUGCAAAUUAUCAAAUCUUAAAAGAUUGUAUAUUAAUUUCAACAAAUUAGACUUUGAUGGAAUUCCAUCCGGUAUUGGUAAACUUUCAGCCUUAGAAAUAUUUUCGGCCUCUGGAAAUCUUUUAGAAAUGAUACCAGAAGGUCUUUGUCGAUGCGGGAAUCUUAAGAAACUUUUAUUGUCUUCUAAUAAACUUAUAACUUUACCAGAUACUAUUCAUUUGUUAAAGGAUAUAGAAGUUUUAGAUUUGAAUAAUAAUCCAGAUUUGAUAAUGCCUCCUAAACCUACAAAUGUAGCAGCUGAAGGAUUGCAAUUUUAUAAUAUAGAUUUUUCCCUUCAAAAUCAAUUAAGACUUGCUGGAGCUGUUGUUCCAAACUUAGUACAACUACCACAAACUAUUAAUCGUGAUCCUAUAGCUAGAAAAUUACGAUUACGCAGAAGUAAAAGAGAUCAUGAAGAAGAAAAACAAGCAAAAAUUUUGAAAGGAAUGCAAGAUAUUGCAAAUGAUAAACAUAAUGAAAGUUUUGAUGAUUCUAUAAAAGCUGAAUCAUUAAAACCAAAGAGAUGGGAUGAAGCUUUAGAAAAACCAGCUGUCGACUAUGGAGAAUUAUUUGAAGAAGGCACUGGAAGACUUCCAGGUCUAAGUGUUUGGGAAAUUGAAAACUUUUUACCGAAUAUGGUUGAUGAAGUUGCACAUGGAAAAUUAUAUAGAGGAGAUUGUUAUAUUGUUUUACAUUCAUUUAUUAAUGAAAAUUCAGAUAAUUUAAACUGGAAAAUUUACUUUUGGAUUGGUGACAAUGCUUCACUUGACAAAAGAGCAUGUGCAGCAAUACAUGCUGUAAAUUUACGUAAUUUCUUGGGUGCUGAAUGUAGAACUAUUCGUGAAGAACUUGGUGAAGAGUCAGAUGAAUUUUUGUCAUUAUUUGAUUCUUCUCUAGUUUACAUUGAUGGUGGACGUACAGCUAGUGGGUUUUAUACCGUUGAAGAUGUUACUUACACUACUCGCAUGUUUCGAGUUCAUGCAAAUGGAAUGUCUGUUCAUCUGGAGCCUGUUAAAUUGCAUUUCACUUCGCUUGAUGUAAAAUUUGUUUUUGUAUUAGACUGUGGUCUUACUAUUUUUUUAUGGCAAGGUCCUAAAGCAAAAAACACUUUAAAAUCUAAGGCUAGGCUAUUAGCAGAAAAAAUUAAUAAAAAUGAAAGAAAAAACAAUGCUGAAAUAAUACUUGAAGAAUAUGGUAAAGAAAGUAUUGUAUUUCAAGAGCUUUUAGAGAUGAAUGAAAAUUUUGAUUGUGAGAUAGAUAUCAAAGCCCAUAUUCAAGAAGAUUUUAAACUUCCUCAUUCUCGUUUAUACCAAGUAAAAUUAGGAAUGGGUUAUUUAGAGUUACCCCAAGUUGAAGUUUCUCAUAAUAUCUUAGACAACUCAUUAUUGAACUCAAAAAAUGUCUACAUUUUGGACUGCUCUGUUGAUUUAUAUGUCUGGUUUGGUAAAAAAUCAACCAGACUAGUGAGGGCUGCUGCUGUUAAAUUAUCUCAAGAAUUAUUUUCAAUGAUCGAACGUCCAGAUUUUGCAUUGACUAUAAGAGUUCAAGAAGGUACAGAACCUCAAAUAUUUAAAAUUAGAUUUGUUGGUUGGGAAGAAGUCAUUGCUGUAGAUUUUACACGUACUGCUGAAUCUGUACAAAAAACUGGUGCUGAUCUUACUAAAUGGGCUAUGAAACAAGAGACUAAACAUGACCUGGCUGCAUUGUUUACACCUCGUCAACCACCAAUGUUAUUUAGUGAAGCCAUGCAAUUAAUGCAAGAUUGGAAUGAUGACCUUGAUCAAAUGGAAUCAUUUGUUUUGGAAGGGAAAAAAUUUGUUCGUUUACCCGAGGAAGAAUUAGGACAUUUUUAUAGCAAAGACUGUUAUGUAUUUUUAUGUCGUUAUUGGGUUCCUGUUGAUGAAGAAGAUGGCCCAGAAGAUAAUGUUGAUAAUCAACCAGAAGAAGAUUUUCAAUGUGUUGUGUAUUUUUGGCAAGGUCGUGAGGCAUCUAAUAUGGGUUGGCUUACUUUUACAUUUAGUUUAGAAAAACAAUUUAAAGCCAUGCUGGGAGAAAAGUUAGAGGUUGUUCGAACUCAUCAGCAACAAGAAAAUAUUAAGUUUUUAUCUCAUUUCAAAAGAAAAUUUGUAAUUCAUUCUGGUAAAAGGAAAGAAAAACCGUCUCCAGUUGAGCUUUAUCAUUUAAGAUCUAAUGGUAGCGCUCUAUAUUCCCGACUUAUUGAAAUUAAACCUGAUGCUAGGAAUUUAAAUUCUGCAUUUUGUUAUAUAUUAAGAGUACAGUUUGAUCAAGAAGAUACAAAUGGAAUUAUUUAUUUGUGGGUGGGUUCAAAAGCUGAUCCCGAAGAUAUAAAACUUGCUGAAGAAAUUUCAGACGAAAUGUUUAAUGAUCCAUGGACAAGUCUACAAAUUAUAAAUGAAGGAGAAGAACCUAAUAACUUUUUCUGGGUUGCGUUGGGAGGAGAAGCACAAUAUGAUCAUGACGCCGAAUAUAUGAAGUAUACAAGAUUAUUUCGUUGUUCAAAUGAGAAAGGGUAUUUUACUAUCUCUGAAAAAUGUUCAGAUUUUUGUCAGGAUGAUUUAGCUGAUGAUGAUAUAAUGAUUUUGGAUAAUGGCGAACAAGUUUUUUUAUGGCUUGGGGCCAGAAGCAGUGAAGUAGAAAUAAAACUUGCUUAUAAAUCAGCUCAAGUAUAUAUCCAACAUAUUAGAGCUAAACAACCAGAAAAACCACGGAAAUUAAUGUUAGCUAUAAAAAAUAAAGAAUCACGACGUUUUUCUAAAUGCUUUCAUGGUUGGAGUGCACAUAAAAUAACACCUGAAUAAUUGUACAAUUCUUAAAUCCAGCUAAUUUUCCUAUUCUUCAAAAACUUUUUUGUACUUGCAUUACUUAGUAUAAUUUAAACAUAAACAACAUUUAACAUUUAAACAAUUAAUAUUUAAAUAAUAUAUAUUUAAGUUUAAACAAAACAAAUAUUAAUGAUGUAUAAAAUUUAAGUUAAAUAAUAAAUAAAUGACUAAAAAAAUA
Messenger RNA from Daktulosphaira vitifoliae (grape phylloxera), 4176 nucleotides. It is a transcript of the gene fliI, whose product is annotated as protein flightless-1. The coding region runs from base 243 to 3974 and encodes 1243 amino acids. The record is from RefSeq and is a predicted model, not a curated record. Gene Ontology annotation, molecular function: actin filament binding; phosphatidylinositol-4,5-bisphosphate binding. Gene Ontology annotation, cellular component: actin cytoskeleton; cytoplasm; nucleus. The transcript has 22 exons. Gene Ontology annotation, biological process: barbed-end actin filament capping; actin filament severing; myofibril assembly. Lineage: Eukaryota; Metazoa; Arthropoda; Insecta; Hemiptera; Phylloxeridae.